Molecule: messenger RNA, 1369 nt
Organism: Sinocyclocheilus grahami
Lineage: Eukaryota; Metazoa; Chordata; Actinopteri; Cypriniformes; Cyprinidae
Product: phosphatidylcholine:ceramide cholinephosphotransferase 2-like
Exons: 5
Coding region: 17-1156 (379 amino acids)
Biological process (GO): ceramide biosynthetic process; sphingomyelin biosynthetic process
Cellular component (GO): endoplasmic reticulum membrane; plasma membrane; Golgi membrane
Molecular function (GO): sphingomyelin synthase activity; ceramide cholinephosphotransferase activity
Source: RefSeq, a predicted model, not a curated record
UUGUAGUGUAUGAGCGAUGGAAGCAUCUCAUCUUCUGGACGAACGAGAAGAUGACAGACCCAACGGUGGCUACCAUGUGAUGGUGACGAUAGAUGACAGACCACGCCCCCAGACCACGCCCACCGGGCGGCCACACCCCUCUCCGGUCACGCCCAGUGGCGGUCAGGUUGACGACAAGCCAGACGACAGCCAGCCGACACAUUUGGCGAGGGGUUUCCGUAAAGUCUUGCGGAAAAACCAGGACUACAUCCGCAUCCCCGUCCCGAGGUCCAGCGGCUCCCGGCUGCCUUCGGAAUGGUGGAAGACGGGAAUUGCCUUCAUCUGGGCCGGAUUUAACCUCGUCCUUACUACCGUCAUGAUCACCGUCGUCCACGAGAGAGUCCCGGAUAAGUCCGUCAGCCCGCCGUUACCGGACAAGUUCUUCGAUUAUGUGCCGCGUGUGGAGUGGGCGUUUUCCGUCACCGAGGUGAACGGGAUGAUCCUGGUGGCUCUGUGGUUCAUCCAGUGGCUCUUCCUCAAGCACAGAGCCAUCGUGGGCCGAAGGUUUUUCUUCCUGCAGGGAAUGUUGUAUUUGUACCGUAUGGUGACCAUGUACAUCACAACUCUUCCUGUUCCCAGCAUGCACAUGCACUGCGCCCCGAAGCUCUACGGUGAUUCUCACGGCAAGAUCGAGCGUGUUUUGCAGCUGGUGUCUGGAGCAGGUUUGUCCAUCACUGCCUCUCAUCUCAUGUGUGGAGACUUCCUAUACAGCGGCCACACGGUCAUGCUGACCCUCACCUUCCUCUUCAUCCAGGAAUACUCGCCCCGCUCGUUGGUGUGGCGUUGCUAUCAUGUGAUCUGCUGGUUGCUAAGCGUGGUGGGCGUGGUCUGUAUCCUGAUGGCGCAUGAGCAUUACAGCGUGGACGUAGUGGUGGCGUAUUUCAUCACCUCACGCCUCUUCUACUGGUACCACACCAUAGCCAACAACCAGGCUUUGAGAGGAUCUCCUCACAACUACCUGAACCAGACGUGGUGGAACCGCGUGUUUAACUUCCUGGAGAAGAACGUUAAGACGACGGUUCCCUGCACGUUCUCGUGGCCGCUGUCGCUUCCGUCUGUGUGCUUCAAGAACCCGUGCAAGAGCUACUCAAUAGUGCAGAGCGCACGAGACGAUUGACGCCACAAACACUAUACGUGCAAAUCGAGAUCCUGUUUACUUGAGCGCAGCUUUUACAUGCUUUUGAUGGAAGAAAAUGUUUUUGUGUGGUUCCUGAUGGACGUAAAGACGUGCAGCCAUGGGUUUGUUCCUUAUAGUAUUGUUUUCACACUGUACUUAGACAUACACUACCGGUCAAAAGUUUGGGAUCAGAACAAUUUUUUAUGUUUUUUA